Molecule: messenger RNA, 474 nt
Organism: Protopolystoma xenopodis
Lineage: Eukaryota; Metazoa; Platyhelminthes; Monogenea; Polystomatidea; Polystomatidae
Source: the annotation of a GenBank genome assembly
AUGCCUCCUCAAACCAUAAAGGGAAACUAUCAGGCUUUUCUGCGAGUCAUUAACUCGAUACAAUUCGCAAAUGGAACUGGUAAGUUAUUUGUAGAUGAAGAUACGAUUCUUCAUCCAAUGUACAUCGAAGCUCCAUGCUCUGUUAUGCAGAUUUCAUAUGGCCCCGAUGCUCAGCCGUUCUUCUGCCUGUUGUCUUGCUUCUGGCCUGGAUUCCUCAUUAACCCGUUGUUGGCAUCUACAAACGUCUCUGCUGUUGUUACUGUUACUGCUUUAGUAAUUCUCCCUUACACUAAUAUUACUACCGAUGUGAGCUCACUGUCCAUCAUCGUAGGCACAUCUCGACGCCCCGCCACUCAGGAUCUUCCAUCCCCUCUUCAGUACUCUCUCCCUCACCCCACAUCCCCCCACCUCUCCAGUAGGCAACGCCCGGCCGGUCGUUUCGUUGGCCCAUUCGAAGCCAGGCGCCGGGCCUAA